Eptesicus fuscus (big brown bat) is the source of this 4745-nucleotide messenger RNA. RefSeq names its product MAPK activated protein kinase 5 (gene MAPKAPK5). The record is from RefSeq and is a predicted model, not a curated record. Lineage: Eukaryota; Metazoa; Chordata; Mammalia; Chiroptera; Vespertilionidae. Gene Ontology annotation, molecular function: ATP binding; calmodulin binding; calcium/calmodulin-dependent protein kinase activity. The transcript is spliced from 14 exons. The coding region runs from base 725 to 2143 and encodes 472 amino acids. Gene Ontology annotation, cellular component: nucleus; cytoplasm. Gene Ontology annotation, biological process: Ras protein signal transduction; peptidyl-serine phosphorylation; negative regulation of TOR signaling.
GCGCGGGCGCGGCGGAGGCCCGGGGGCCUGGGCCGCUGCGGCGCUUGGGGAGGCCCCGGCGGGCGCCUGCAAGUCCCCCGCGCGGCUGGGCGGCGGCUCGGAAACCCCGGCGGACUGCGGCGAGGGGCGCGUGGAGUCGCGGGCCGCGGGGGUCGGGCGCGGGCGGGGCUGCCGGGAGCUCAGGCGGGGCACGGCGCCGGCGGGCGGGGCUGCCCGGCGCGGGUGUCCCGGCGAUGUGUGGCGCUGAAGCGGCAGCGGGAGCAGCGGCGGCGGCGGCGGCAGUCUCGGCGUCGGCUUCGCGGCGGUGCCGGCGGCGGAGGCGGAGGCGCAGGCUCCUCCUGGGGACCUGGCGAGCCCGGGCCUAAGCGGCGGCCCCGCGAGGCCCCUGCACCGCGCUCGGGACCGGGGCCCUCUCCGCCUCGCCCUGCCGCGGGAGCCUGCGUCCCCGGCCGGGGAUGAGGCCGGGAAGCAGCCGCGCAGGGCCCAGCACAAAGGCUUGUCCCCAGGGGCUGGCGCCGCCGCCACCGCCGCCGCCAGCCUAGAGCCGCCUGCCGCCGCCGAGCCGGCGCCGGGGUCCUCAUCCCCGCCGGUCCCUGGGGGCGGCGGCUGCCCCUCUCCCCGAGGCCCGGGGGCCUGGGCGCCAAGCCCCUUGCUCCCUUCGCUGCGGUGGGACCGGACCGCUGCGCAGCCUCCGCCGCUCCCGGCCGUAGGGGCCCCGCGGAGCAUGUCGGGGAGCGACAUGGAGAAAGCCAUCAAGGAAACCUCCAUUUUAGAGGAAUAUAAUAUCAACUGGACUCAGAAACUGGGAGCUGGAAUUAGUGGUCCAGUUAGAGUCUGUGUGAAGAAUUCUACCCAAGAACGGUUUGCACUGAAAAUUCUUUUUGAUCGUCCAAAAGCUAGAAAUGAGGUACGCCUGCACAUGAUGUGUGCCACACACCCAAAUAUAGUUCAAAUUAUCGAAGUGUUUGCUAACAGUGUACAGUUUCCUCAUGAGUCCAGCCCCAGGGCUCGACUCUUAAUUGUAAUGGAGAUGAUGGAAGGGGGAGAGCUAUUUCACAGAAUCAGCCAGCACCGGCACUUUACAGAGAAGCAAGCCAGCCAAGUAACAAAGCAGAUAGCUCUGGCUCUACAGCACUGUCACUUGUUAAACAUCGCGCACAGAGACCUCAAGCCUGAGAAUCUGCUCUUCAAGGAUAACUCUUUGGAUGCCCCAGUGAAGUUGUGUGAUUUUGGAUUUGCCAAAAUUGACCAAGGUGACUUGAUGACACCCCAGUUCACCCCUUAUUACGUAGCACCUCAGGUACUAGAGGCACAGAGAAGGCAUCAAAAGGAGAAAUUUGGCAUCAUACCUACCUCACCAACACCCUACACUUACAACAAGAGCUGUGACUUGUGGUCCUUAGGAGUGAUUAUCUACGUGAUGUUGUGCGGAUAUCCUCCUUUUUACUCCAAACAUCACAGUCGGACUAUCCCAAAGGACAUGCGGAGAAAGAUCAUGACAGGCAGUUUUGAGUUCCCAGAGGAAGAGUGGAGCCAGAUCUCAGAGAUGGCCAAAGAUGUUGUGAGGAAGCUCUUGAAGGUCAAACCAGAGGAAAGACUCACCAUUGAGGGAGUGUUGGACCACCCCUGGCUAAACUCGACUGAGGCCCUGGAUAAUGUUCUACCCUCUGCUCAAGUGAUGAUGGAUAAGGCGGUGGUUGCAGGAAUCCAGCAGGCUCAUGCGGAACAGUUGGCCAACAUGCGAAUCCAGGAUCCGAAAGUCAGCCUCAAACCCUUGCACUCUGUGAACAACCCCAUUCUGAGGAAGAGGAAAUUACUUGGCACCAGGCCAAAGGAUGGUGUUUAUAUCCACGACCGUGAGAAUGGAACCGAGGACUCAAAUGUUGCCUUGGAAAAGCUCCGAGAUGUGAUUGCUCAAUGUAUUCUCCCCCAGGCUGGUAAAGGCGAGAAUGAAGAUGAAAAGCUGAAUGAAGUAAUGCAAGAGGCUUGGAAGUAUAACCGGGAAUGCAAACUCCUGAGAGAUACUCUGCAAAGCUUCAGCUGGAAUGGUCGUGGAUUCACAGAUAAAGUAGAUCGACUAAAACUGGCAGAAAUUGUGAAGCAAGUGAUAGAGGAACAAACCACGUCCCAUGAAUCCCAAUAAUGACAGCUUCAAACUUUGUUUUUUUACAACCUGAAAAACUAUUCUUCAAUGUAUAAAGUAAUUUUUAUGUAAAUUAAUAAAUCAUAAUUUCAUUUUCACAUUGCUUAAAGAUGCUGUAUAGAUUUAGAUAUGGUAUUUACUAAUAGUAUAGUUCAUUUGUUUGUUUUUAAGAAAACUUAGUUCCUAGAGAUAUACAUUAUUUUAGGACUGCUUAGUCAUGUUUAUAAGAUGACAGCUAUUAUAUCAAGCAAGAUUGUUUUAUUUGUAAUAAAGUAUAUAAAAACCACUUGUCAGCGGUAGACAAAGGACCAACUAUACUGAUCUUUCUGCUUAGUAAACAGUUGAAUCAAAUACUGUGGAAUUUGGUUUUAAUUGCCCUGUGUAUUUACUUUCUGCACUAUUGGUAGAUUAGCCCUGAUGCCAAGAAGUGUUUGUGGAUCCAUGUUGCAGACUGUCUGCUGAAACUCACAAGAUGCUGUCUCUCAUGAUGGGAGAGGCAGGGAGCUGAGCCUUCAUUUUUGUUCCUAAUUCCUAAGAAAAAAGUGGUAACACUUUUUUUUAUUGCUCAUAUUUGUUAAAAGGAAUUGGUGUGAUUCUUAAAUCUAAUGGAUUCUCUUUUGAGUUUAUUCUUUUUAUGUUUAAUCAAAAUUUCAGUUUCCCUUUCCCUGAGACCCUACUUUGUCCUCUCACCUUCCUGGCAGCCCUCACCAGCUCCAUUGCUUCGUAUGUCCUUUCCCUGUUCUUCUGGCCCACUUAUGGGGUGGUUAUCCUGAGAAAGUUACAUUUCAUGAAAAGUGGACUGUUGGAUUAGCAUCUAAUAUGGUCCAGGUUUUUUCCUGUUAAAGCUUCCCUUUUUUUCUGUAAUGUUUCUGCCUAGGUUUCAUGUCGGCAUCCUCUGGGCUGCAUUUAUUUUGUUCUGCCAUCUUCAUUACCAUGAAGCAUGCUUCUGGCCAAGUUCAGCUGUUUGAAUGGAAAUCAAAGCUGGAUGCUUUUCUGUUUGUCUUUUUGUUGUACAAAUGAACUUCCAUAACAAAUCAUGUUUAAAAGAAUUUUUUUAGAAGCUUAGCUGUGUUCUUAAGAAGAGCUAAUAUACAAACUCCAAUUUGCAGAGCAGAGGGAAAGGAUCGGUAGGCUCAGAUAUUCAGUUUUAUUCUGUCACAUUCUCUUCAAUCAAAAUCCACCCCACAGAGCUAACUCAUUUUGCUGAGUAUAUCAUCUAGGUGACAUUUGGUUAGUAUGGCCCAUAUAUGGAUGUAACUGUGGAAAUAUAGUAAUACAAAGUAUCUUUUAAGAAUUACCUUUUUACAUAGGUUCCCUUUUAUUUUUGGGGAAUUUGUAAUUCAGGUAUUUUUUGAGGUAAGACUCACUAAUAUUAGGUGAAUGGAUACCCUGUAAGGAGUAUUCAGUACUUUUAAACAUGGCAAAAUUUAAGAAUUAGGCAGCAGAGAAAUGUUUUAUUUACUGACCAUAAAACUUAACUAAAAGUUGAAUUAAGGAUUGAAUUGUAUUAUUCUAUUUUUCAGUGAAAUGCUGUCUUAUAAAUCACUUCUUUCAAUCAGGGAAAACUGCACUUGUUUCUCGAACAACUGACCACCUGUUGUUUUUCUUAUCUUAGGGCACAGGUUCAAUAUUCACUAGGGAUACUUUGUUACUCUUCUUUUUCUUCAGAGUAACUUUCUAGCAUGCCCAGUAUACCAUUAAUUUCUCAAAUUUGUUGUUUAGGUGUCUUCUAAAGGCUCAGGAUGAUUUUUUUUCCUUUCAGGGUGUGGUGAAUUUUGGGCAUGCUCUAAAAGGGUAUCCCAAAUGAUGCAUUCUGUUUACUUGGAGCAGCAGUGGCCCAUGUAUCAGUUGUUUCAGGGUGAAUUAAUCUGAUCCCCAAAUGUGCACUGUCUCCAGACAUGUCCAGAUGAGCCCCAGGCUGAAAGUUUGUGAAUACCUUUUAGAUGCUCCAACUUGUAACUCAAAAGUGGGUCCUACCCUGGACAGAGUUCCACUGUUCGGUGUUCAAAGUUUUCUCUGUGGAGUGAGUUUGUAGGCCAGUAGCAAGUACUGCCGUAACAUACCAGUCAGGUUCACUGAUAAAGCAAAAUUUGUAACUGAAAGUGAGACAAAAAUUGUCCUUGUCUCCUGGCCUGUCUCUCUGAUGCCUAAACCCGCAGAAAGUUCAUAUUGUCAGAACAGUUUUUGUAGACAGAAGGUUAGAGUCUCUAGUUUUACCACAUGAUUUGUUAACCUCUGCUUACUAAAACCAUUACUUAUCACUCAAAUACCUUUAGACAUUACCAUAGUUAUAAAUCUGCUUGAUGUAAAACAAGUUGUAUAUCCUUCUGGCUAACAUAUUGUAUAAGCAUAGGAGACUAUCUGUCAGAAAUUUAUUGUUUGAAACAUAGGAGGAACUUCUUAAACAGUUUUGUUCUUGUAUUUAUUUGAGAAAGAACAGGUUGAAAAAAUUAUUGGUUAAAGAAGAAGUCAAAUGAUUUAAAUCAGAUCUUGUGUAUGAAUGCUUACGUGUGUGUUAUUUAUUGAAGAAAAUGUGUUUCAAUUUGGGAACUGGAAAAUUGGAUAUUUAAUUUAAAUUAUAUUUUUAUUUAUUUAAAAAGUA